Molecule: messenger RNA, 1071 nt
Organism: Fonsecaea erecta
Lineage: Eukaryota; Fungi; Ascomycota; Eurotiomycetes; Chaetothyriales; Herpotrichiellaceae
Exons: 1
Coding region: 1-1071 (356 amino acids)
Biological process (GO): nucleoside metabolic process
Molecular function (GO): catalytic activity
Source: RefSeq, a predicted model, not a curated record
AUGGGUCACCGCCUUGAUUACAAUCACUAUACUGUCGCUUGGAUUGCUGUUCUUCCUGUCGAAGCCGAGGCAGCUCUCGGGGUGCUGGACAAAAUACAUGAAGGCCACUUUGAGUCACUAACCAACGACGACUACAUCUACAUUGGGGGCGAGAUCAACGAUCACAAUGUCGUUAUUGCUACCUGGCCUGCUGGUCAAAACUACGGGCCUAGCUCUGCCGCUGCAUUGGCAAACCAGGUCAAGCUCCGCUUCCCGCGCCUCUGGUUUUCGUUGCUUGUUGGCGUUGCGGCAGGUCUCCCAAAUCUCUCUCCGAAAGACCCAAGCAAACGCCGGGAUAUUCGUCUGGGUGAUGUCCUUGUGAGUGUACCCGACCAGCGAAACACGGGAGUCUUCUACUAUGAUCUUGGCAAAGCCGCCGCGGAAGGCUUUCUAUGUAUCGGCCGGCAAGCUGAGACCAUGGCGAUUGUCCGAUCCGCCAUCAGGCGCAUCCAACUCCUCCACAAGAGGCCAUUCAAGAAGGGGAACCAAUUCGCGAGGUACCUGGCUGACCUCCAGGCGUCCAGCGAAGAUGGUAAAUUCUCCUGUCCGAGCCAAGAACAGGAUAUCCUCUGUGACAGUCAUGCCAAAGGAAGCCUGUCUUCACUACCCGUUCGUGUCAAAAGACCACCGCGGGACGAGUCUGAACGCACGUUAGUGUGGCAUGGCACGAUUGGCUCGGGGAGCAGUUUGAUGAAGGAUGCUGUGCGUAGAGAUUGGCUCAGAGACGAGCAUGAUCUGAUUGGCCUAGAAAUGGAAGCAGCGGGAGUUAUGAACACUCUUGCACCAGGAGUGAUCCUAGGCGUCUGCAACUACGGGGACGCUCAGAAGAACGACGACUGGAAACCAUACGCUGCCGCCGUGGCUGCUGUUUACGCAAAAGGCGUCCUCUGUGCGAUCGCUCCAAAGAUUGAUUCCGUCAGCAACAUGGUUGCAACCGCCGACCUCAGAAUUGCAGAACACACGCCGCUGUACGUAGUACCAUCGGCAUCUAAAGAUGAGUUCUUGGGAUGUGCAUCCCAGCUGACCAACUAG